GGGAAACAUCUGGACCAUGAAGGUGGCCUUCAGAUUGCUUCUCCCACUUGUCCUUGUGCUGAUCUCGGAGGUGAGCGGGCAGCGGAGGAAACCUCCCCGGAAACCCACCCGCCCGCCUCCCGCGUUCAUUGAGCCCGUCGAGCCCACGGAGCUGCCUCCCCCUCUGCCGCCGGGUCCGCCCUCCAUCUUCCCCGACUGCCCCCGAGAAUGCUACUGCCCCCCAGACUUCCCCUCUGCCCUCUACUGUGACAGCCGCAACCUGCGGAAGGUCCCCAUCAUCCCGUCCCGCAUCCACUACCUCUACCUCCAGAACAACUUCAUCGCCGACCUCCCGGAGGAGUCCUUCAGGAACGCCACGGGGCUGAAAUGGGUCAACCUAGACAACAAUCGCAUCCGGAAGGUGGACAGGCGGGGCCUGGAGAAGCUGGAAAACCUCAUCUUCCUCUACAUGGAGAAGAACCAGCUCAAGGAGGUGCCCGCCUUCCUGCCGCCCAACCUGGAACAGCUGCGUCUGAGCAGGAACCAGAUCUCCAAGAUCCCUGCUGGGGUCUUCAACAAGCUGGAGAACCUGGUGCUCUUGGAUCUGCACCACAACAAGCUAAGCGAUGGGGUCUUCAACAAAAACACCUUCAAGGGACUCAAGAACCUCAUGCAACUCAACCUUGCCCACAACAUCCUGAGGAAAAUGCCUCCCGGGGUGCCCAGUGCUAUCCACCAGCUCUUCCUGGACAGGAACAACAUUGAGGACAUCCCCAGUGAUUACUUCAAGGAGUUCCCCAACCUGGCAUUCAUCCGGCUUAACUACAACCAGAUCUCUGACAAGGGGCUCCCCAAGAACUCCUUCAACCUCACCAACUUGCUGGUGUUGCACCUGGCCCACAACAAGCUUACCAAUGUCCCUUUCAUCAGCCCCAAGCUGGAGCACCUCUACCUGAACAACAACUCCAUCGAAAAAAUCAAUGGGACGCAGAUCUGCCCCACCUCGCUGAUGUCUAUCCAUGACUUCUCCCCCUCCAACCUGGACGGCGUGCCCCGGCUCCGGUACCUGCGGCUGGACGGGAACCUCCUGAAACCCCCCAUCCCCUUGGACCUGAUGAUGUGUUUCCGUCUCCUGCAGUCCGUGGUUUUCUAGCCCUGCCCGGCAGCGCGCCUCUCCCAGGACUUGGCUUUGCACAGAGACUCGACUCCCGUCCAUGUUUGACACGUGGGACCCUCUUUGCCUCCUUCUCCCCCUGCUCCUCCCUCUGCCUCCAUCCCUCUUGCCUUUUCCCUUUUCCUCCCUUG
Apaloderma vittatum (bar-tailed trogon) is the source of this 1284-nucleotide messenger RNA. RefSeq names its product proline/arginine-rich end leucine-rich repeat protein (gene PRELP). NCBI's taxonomy places the organism in Eukaryota, Metazoa, Chordata, Aves, Trogoniformes, Trogonidae. The transcript has 2 exons. The coding region runs from base 17 to 1132 and encodes 371 amino acids. Gene Ontology annotation, cellular component: extracellular exosome. The record is from RefSeq and is a predicted model, not a curated record. Gene Ontology annotation, molecular function: protein binding; heparin binding.